GGCUGCGUGUUUCCGGAAGACGUGGCGGCUCUUGCCUGGGCUGUUUCCCGGUUUGAUUAUUCCCUACUUUGCUUCACACCCUGGGCUCUUCGAGGUGCUGUCGUCGCUGCCCUGACCACCGCAGUCAUGAUCUCCUUAACGGACACCCAGAAGAUUGGAAUGGGAUUAACAGGAUUUGGAGUAUUUUUCCUGUUCUUUGGAAUGAUUCUCUUUUUUGACAAAGCACUACUGGCUAUUGGAAAUGUUUUAUUUGUGGCUGGCUUGGCUUUUGUAAUUGGUUUAGAAAGAACAUUCAGAUUCUUUUUCCAAAAACAUAAAAUGAAAGCUACGGGAUUUUUCCUGGGCGGCGUAUUUGUAGUCCUUAUUGGUUGGCCUUUGAUAGGCAUGAUCUUUGAAAUUUAUGGAUUCUUUCUCUUGUUCAGGGGCUUCUUUCCUGUGGUCAUUGGCUUCAUUAGAAGAGUGCCAAUCCUUGGAUCCCUCUUGAAUUUACCUGGCAUUAGAUCAACUACAUAGGCCCAGAAGAGAUCCACAGUAAUGUUUGUAGAUAAAGUUGGAGAAAGCAACAAUAUGGUAUAACAACGAGUGAAUUGAAGACUCAUUUAAAAUAUUGUAUUAUUUAUAAAAUCCUUGGAAGAAUAUUCAGCACAAAAUUAAAUUACAUGAAAUAGCUUGUAAUGUUCUUUACAGAAGUUUAAUGUAUACCUACAAAGUACCAACAGCAGUUAACAAAGAAGCAAUGAAAACAGGCUUCCAGUCAAGAGAUCGAAGAGGUCAGCAAGCAAACUGAAGGAGUUGAAAUCUGUUACAAGGCAUAAUGAAAUUCUUGAAGGCGAUUUUUAUUUUUCCACAAUGUGCGAAACACAGCCAUUCUUAGAGAACUAUGGUGCCUGUUUCUUUUCUUUUUAUUUUGAAGGAGCAGGAGCACCCACAGGCAUUUGCUUUUUAGGAAUGUCCACUGCAAUGGCAAAAGUAUUUCCUGUUGCACUGUGUCCCCGAAAGUGAUGCAUGAGUUAGAUUGGAUUAUGUCAUUUAAUGUAUUAAAACCAAGGAAAACCCAGGUUUAAUGUAUGAAUUUUUUUUUAUAAACAUGUCUAAAAUAAAACUUUUGUGACUCCUCUGAACUUAAUAUUUUAAAGCCAGGUGAAAAUCUGAACUAGAUAGAUAUUCUCUGUUAGAAUAUGCAAAGGUCAUUCUUUACUAGCUUUUAGUUCCUAAAUUAUAGCUAAGUACUUCUUUGGUCAACACGCUCUGGAAAUACUCUUCUUGGGAGUCUGACCUAAGACUGUGUCUGUAUCACUCAUUACAUGCAGACGUUUAACAAAAAGCGUUCUUGACCCUGAAGUAGUCUGUUACAUAGCUUGUUUCAUUGCAGUCUUUUAUUUCAGAUGCUAAAUGAUGCAAACCAAAUGGAUUUUCCACAUCAUGAUGUAGUUGUUUUUUCUUUUUUCUUUUUUUUUUUAAUUUUAGCCGUGGUUUAUUAUUGUGUUUUCACAAACUAAAAUAACUAACUAUUGGUAAUGUUUACUUUAAGAGGUAACAUGUUAAAUGGUUAAUAAACUUAUAACUGUCUUUAAAGGCUAUCCAUGUAAGCUGAGUUUUCCCUUCCAGCUUUUUUGUAACAUAAAAAUCCAUAUGCAUGAUGUAUGCUUUAUAUGAUCACUCUUCAUCUUGAGUUCAUAGAGAAAAUAUCUGAGUUCACAUGCUGAGGUUAUUUCUCUGUCAUUAAACUGGUUAUAGUUUCUUAAAAACAUGACACUAAGGAAAAUGUUGUGUUGUCCUUUUAUGCCGUUGCUGCUCGAGAGGCAGUGAGAAAUGGUUGGUUGUUCAUUAGUUUUCCAGGGUGGCAGCUUUUGUGGUAGAUAUAGGAACACAAGUCAACAGCCAUAGUACUAUUCGUUUUACCACUAAUGAUUUCACUACUUACUUUUUUUAAGAGUUGCAAAGCUUUUCUAUGCAUAAAAUCAUAACUGAAAUUUGUGAUUUAUAUUUACAGACAUGUCUACAAAAUAUAUUGCAGCCUAUUAUUUUUAGUUAAAUCUCUUGAUGCACAGAGAACUCCCAAACUUGCUCAUUUAAAGAAGGAAAGUCGUGGUAUAUAGUCUAAUGGUUCAGUUUUGUGGAUUACUGUCUCUUUUGGUACUGGCCUUUAACUUAUGACAAAAUCUGUGAAAAAUAGAUGACAUUCACAAAAUGAGAUUCCUACCUCAAUAGUUCAUGGAAUAAUAAGAGACCUAGUGUUGUGUUUAAUGUUCUUCAAAAAGUAACAUCCUCACUUGGAGAGUGUCAAAUAUAUACAUAUUUUGGGGAUUGACUUAUACAAGUUUCCCUGUAGGACUCUGUUAUAUAUAUUUUUGACUGACCCAUAUUAUUUACAAUGGCUAGAUAAUUCUACCUUUUUAGAAUAAGAAUGGUAUCUGUCAUUGUAAGGAACAUCUGUAUUAUUUAACUCCUUUGUAGACAUUAAUUUCUAUCAAAAUGUUAUUUGCACUGUAACAGAGAUCUCUUUUUCAAUAAUCUUAUUUAAGUAAGCAUUAUCAGACAGAAGUGUGUAAAGGAUUUGCUAGUCUUCCUGAGUAAGAUUGAGAGGCUGGAGCAGUUUUCAGUUUUAAACGAGUCCCUGGUUAACCUCUAAUGUGAGUUUGGGACUACAUGGCAGCACUAUAUUUCUUAUUUGGAACCAUUGAUGAGACUAUUUUUAAACAUACUAAUCCUCCAAUUGAAAGGACUAUUGUUUCUUUCUAAAACAUAUUAUUUUUCUAAAACAUAUUGUUUCUUCCUUUUUAAAAUUAUUAGCCCUCUGUCUUUGUGACAAAAAAAAAAAAUGUACCAUGAUCAUUGCUAUAAAGGUGGAGGAAAAGGUCUAAUUCUACUUAGCCUUAAGUGUUUCUGGCAUUGUUCAAAUGUAUUUUCUGUAACAGAAACCUAUUUGGAAUGUUUUUCUUUUCCCCUUAAAAACUGUAAUUCCUGGAAUACUGCUGCUCUAAAAAGCUUCAUAGUCAGAUUAUGUGAUCUAACAAUUGAAUAUUGUAAAUACACUUGUCUUACCUCUCAAUAAAAGGGUACUUUUCUAUUAAUUGGUGGUUGUCUUAGUGAGCUCGGACUGCUAUAAUGAAAUUCCAUAAUCUGCGUGGCUUAAAUAACAAGACAUUUCUUAUAGUUCUGGAUGCUGGAAAGUCUGAAAUCAAGGUGCUGGCAGAUUUAGUUCCUGGUGAGGACCCUUUUUGUGGAUUGCUACCUUUCCCUGGGUCCUCCCAUGGUAGAGAGGGAAAGCAAGUAAACUCUGGUGUCUCUUCCUCUUCUUACAAGGACACUAAUCCCAUCAUGGAGGGCCCCAUCUUCAUAUCCUCUUCUAAGGACCAUCUUGGGUCUUAAGACAUAGACAUAAUUUUGGAAGGAUACACAUAAGUCCAUAACAAUGGUCAAAUGUAUCUUUAUUGUGAAAUUCUAAAAACUAGCAUUGUCAUACAGUAACCCGUCUUGUUUUUUGUAAAAUUUGCUUUAUAUGUAAUUUUCUGUUUUUGGUCAUCACAUCUUUUAUUUCCAAAUUGUAUAAAUGUAAUCGUAAGUAGAAAUGGACUUUAGGUAAACCAAAAAAGUAGGCAGUGAAUUCAGAAAUUAGAGGAGCAAUGCUUAAUUUUUUUUUUUUGUCUCAAGAUGGAAGUAAUAUGUAACACUUAAGUAUUUGUGACUUAAAUAAAACCACUUAACACAUCA
Molecule: messenger RNA, 3714 nt
Organism: Hipposideros armiger (great roundleaf bat)
Lineage: Eukaryota; Metazoa; Chordata; Mammalia; Chiroptera; Hipposideridae
Gene: GOLT1B
Product: golgi transport 1B
Exons: 6
Coding region: 127-513 (128 amino acids)
Biological process (GO): retrograde transport, endosome to Golgi; endoplasmic reticulum to Golgi vesicle-mediated transport
Cellular component (GO): endoplasmic reticulum; membrane
Source: RefSeq, a predicted model, not a curated record